Messenger RNA from Lachancea meyersii CBS 8951, 1092 nucleotides. The record is from the annotation of a GenBank genome assembly. Lineage: Eukaryota; Fungi; Ascomycota; Saccharomycetes; Saccharomycetales; Saccharomycetaceae.
AUGGAGGUCGACGAGCAGCAGCUGUUGAGUUUUCAACGCUACCUUUUGCACUCCAAAAAAGUGCUGUGUAUAGUAGGAGCUGGGAUGUCUGCUAGCUCAGGCAUUCCUACCUACCAGUGGCAGCGAGGCUCGUGGCAUGGGUAUACUUCUCUGGAUCUUGCGACUCCGGAAGCUUUCCAAAACAAUCCGGGACUUGUGUGGCUUUUUUACUCCACCAGAAGGCUCGAAGCGCUGCGCGCCAGACCCAACGACGCACACUUCGCGCUAGCUGAACUGUGCCGUCGUUUCUCAAGUGGCAUUGUACGUGAAAGCGAUUCUAAGAACAACAGCGACAUUCAACUCGGUUUAACUAAUAGAAAAGUGCUGGUGGUAUCUCAAAACGUGGAUGGGCUUCACCAAAGGGCCGGUCAUCCUUCGGAAUCGCUUGUGGAGCUACAUGGCAGUGUAUUUGGCCUCAAGUGCACGCAAUUCUUCUGCAACUAUAGCUCUCGCAACGAUAAGGAUAAGUUCUUAACACCAGCGCUCUAUCAGAACACACCUUCUGAUACACAAACGACCACGAAGAAAAGAAGACGAGAUUCAGUUGCAGAAGCUUCUGCAAUCAAGAAACCACGUUUGGAAAAUAAAGACCAUAAUGGCGUUCAUCCCGAAACUUUGAUGCACUCUGAGCCUAAAAGUUCGGAUAUUGAGACCCCAUUUCCGACCCUCGAUGUCAGCGAAUUGCCCACAUGCCCUAAAUGUCAUGAAGGUUUACUGCGACCAGCGGUAGUAUGGUAUGGUGAGUCCUUGCCACUAAAACAAAUGGACGAAGUGGACCGAUUUUUCAAUUCAGGAGAUCCAGUGGAUCUUGUGCUUGUGAUCGGCUCAUCGGGCAAGGUUUGGCCCGCUAUGGGAUACGUCGAGCGUGCCAAAAAGUCCAGAAGCAAGGUUGCCAUAUUCAACAGUACAAUCGAAGAUCUUGAGCAGGUACGAAAGGAUAAAAACGUGUGGGGUUUUCAAGGCGACGCGGCUGAGAUUCUGCCAAAAGCUCUAAGGCCCCUUAUAGGCGAACAAUACAAACCGCGGGGCGGCAGAGUACGACGAAAAUACUAA